CACACACACACACACAAACAGACACACACUCCUCCCCUCUCCCUCGAAACCAAACUCUCUAAAAAACAGCAGAUUGAUUGAUACUCUCAUUCCUACACUGGUCUAGCAUAGGGACCCACUCAGAACCCAGCUAGACCUAAAGAGUCCAAGAGAGUCCGAUACCCGUCUGUUCUCCAUUAGAACCGCCCGCCCGUCUGCCUGUCCGCCCGUCGCCAUGAAGAUCGCCGUGGUUACCAUCGUCAUGACGAUCCUCCUACUUCAGGAGAGUAGAGCAGACGUGUUGCCGCAGAAGAACUUUGACGUUCAGAAGUUUGCAGGUAAAUGGUACCGUGUGGGUUUGGCGUAUGACUCUCCUGGCUUCGUUCCAUAUCGCGACAAACUGCGAGUUUCCAUGGGGAUGGUGGAACCUCAAGACAACGGCAACGUCAGCAUGACCAUGUGGAGCAUCAGGUCCACUGGCUGCAAGAGUAAGGUGUACGUGUACGAGAAGACGGCCACCCCUGGAGUAUUCUCCUACUUCAGCUCACGCCAUAACAAGGUGAAGGACAUCACAGUGGUGGAGACCAACUACACUGAGUUCGCCAUCGUCUUCAAAUUUAAGAAGAUGAACCGAGAAUACUCACAAGUCUCACUCUACGGUCGUACCCAGAAGUUGAAGGCAGACGUCAUUGAGAAGUUCAAGACUUUCGCUCUGGCUCGCGGCUUCCCAAAGGAGUCCAUUCUCACCCCCCCCAUCUCAUCAGAGGCCUGCCCCCCAACUGACGUUUAGAAAACCAGCAGAAACUUUAUUCUCAACAUCAUCCUACUCAUCAUCAUCCUCCUCCUCAUCAUCAUCAUCAUCAUCAUCGCCCUGAUCACUGAGGUUUAUCAUCGCCAUCAUCAUUACCAUCAUUACUAUCAUCGUCAUCUUCAUCGUCACUAUGCACUAUCGUCAUCCUCAUGUCCGUCAUCAUCUUCCUUCUGGAACUCUUGGUUUAGAUGGUUAUCUCGAACUCAACACACGCCAAAUAAAAGUGUGUGAAAAGAGA
This is a messenger RNA of Engraulis encrasicolus (European anchovy), 1028 nucleotides long. It is a transcript of the gene ptgdsa, whose product is annotated as prostaglandin D2 synthase a. NCBI's taxonomy places the organism in Eukaryota, Metazoa, Chordata, Actinopteri, Clupeiformes, Engraulidae. The record is from RefSeq and is a predicted model, not a curated record. Bases 215 to 769 code for a protein of 184 amino acids. Gene Ontology annotation, molecular function: small molecule binding. The transcript has 7 exons.